UGCCAGCUCCGCCUCUCGACACACUUAACCCUGUGUAUUCCGGGACAUCUUGACGUCACUGUCACGACGUCAUCAUCCUUAGCCGAGACAGCCGGAGCAGCGAAAAGCAGCGACGACACCGACUUGUUGCGGGGAUCACGGCUAGUGCGGGGGAGGGAGCGGCGACAUACGGGCAGGCAGAGCGGUGUAUCCCCGGAUAUUGAAAAUGUCUGCAAAAGAGGAGCAGAAUCCUGCUUGCAAAAUUAUGACUUUCCGACCUACCAUGGAAGAAUUCAAAGAUUUCAACAAAUAUUUAGUAUAUAUGGAAUCUAAAGGUGCUCACCGAUCUGGGUUGGCAAAGGUGAUACCACCAAAGGAAUGGAAACCCAAGAAGCAUUAUGACGACAUUGAUGACCUUGUAAUACCUGCUCCUAUCCAGCAGAUGGUCACUGGCCAGUCGGGCCUCUUCACGCAAUAUAAUAUCCAGAAGAAACCAAUGACUGUAAAGGAAUUCAGAAGAAUGGCAAAUAGUGACAAAUACUGCACGCCAAGAUACUUAGAUUAUGAAGAUUUGGAACGUAAAUACUGGAAAAAUUUAACUUUUGUGGCACCAAUUUAUGGAGCAGAUGUCAAUGGAAGCCUGUAUGAUGAAGAUAUAAAUGAAUGGAAAAUUUCUCGCUUGAAUACCAUCUUGGAUGUUGUAGAAGAAGAAUGUGGCAUCUCUAUUGAAGGUGUAAAUACUCCUUAUCUCUACUUUGGCAUGUGGAAGACCACAUUUGCAUGGCAUACAGAAGAUAUGGAUCUUUAUAGCAUCAACUACCUCCACUUUGGGGAGCCAAAGUCAUGGUACUCCAUACCACCAGAGCAUGGAAAAAGACUGGAAAGACUGGCUCAAGGUUUUUUCCCCAGCAGCUGUCAAGGAUGUGAAGCCUUUCUUCGGCAUAAAAUGACACUUAUAUCACCAUCAAUACUAAAGAAAUAUGGCAUUCCUUUUGACAAGGUUACACAAGAAGCUGGUGAAUUUAUGAUCACUUUCCCAUAUGGGUAUCAUGCAGGUUUCAAUCAUGGCUUCAACUGUGCCGAAUCAACAAAUUUUGCUACAGUCAGAUGGAUUGAUUACGGAAAAAUGGCCAAGCUGUGUUCAUGCAGCAGUGACAUGGUAAAAAUAUCUAUGGAUAUCUUUGUGAAGAUGUUUCAGCCAGACCGGUAUGAAAUCUGGAAACAAGGGAAAGACGGCUACAAUAUUGACCAUGCAAAACCUACUAUGGAAGCUACUCCAGAACUAAGAGCCUGGAUGAAUAAAAGGAGAAGGAAAAUAAAAAAAGCUUUGAAAGGCCUUCAGCGUACCACAUCUCGUUCUAAGAGGCUUAAGACUCGGGAGGACAAGCAAGUAUCCGCCAUGGUAGUCGGGGCAGAAAUCAUAGCUACUGAAGCUGCUACAGAUGGUUUCAAGGUCAAUGAAAAACCCGCAGAAAACGUAGAGCAAGUAAACAAAGAGGAGCCUUUAGGGGAUGUGGAGAACAUUAGAGAAGUGCAUCUAGAUCACAGUUUAUUGAAUAAUAUCCAAGCCUCAGAUUCCCCUUCAGCUAUUCCUUUGGAACAAGAUAUGAAGCCAGAAGACCAGGGUAAUCAUGACCUCAGUUUGGCUGCUUCUGGCCUUACCGAACUAUGCAGCUUUUUUGCCCCAUCUGCUGACAUAAAGAUAGAAGAAUGCACAAAUUCAGUAGAGGUAAUAGACCAAAAACCAAAUGGGCAGGAAUUCCAAACAUGUGAUCCGUCUGAAGUCGCUAGCAUAGAAAAGGAGGAGACCAGCAGCAUCACCAGUGAUGAAGAGGAUGAUGUCAGUGACCUUGAGAUAGCUGAAUGUGGCCUGGAACCUGGAGAAAUUCCUUCCAUGUUAAAUGAUGGGAAUCAAAGUUCUGAAAAGCCCAAUCUUUGUAGCACAACUUGGGCUGAAAAUAAUGAGAAAAGACCACAAAGAACAAAGAGCUGGAGACUUCCCCUGGGUAAACCUCCUUCUAGGUCUCUUAUGACAGUAGUUAAACAUCAAGCAAGUGAUGAAGAAUUUUCAGAAUGUGUUGAUGAAGCAACUGAAGAAACUGAUGUUUGGGCUAAACCUCUCUUUCAUCUCUGGCAAACAAAGGUGCAAAAUUUUGCUGCUGAAAGAGAGUUUAAUGAGUCUGUCUCUAAAAUCAAGCCAUACUGUGCUGUCUGCACUCUCUUUUUGCCUUACUAUAAGUCAGAGACCUAUAACGACGAUGUUCAGACUUAUUGGGACACAGUCUCAAGUGAAAUUCCUGCAAAGGAGCAAAAAACAAAGCCCCUGAUCCCAGAAAUGUGCUUUAUAAACAGUGAAGACAACACAGAAUAUUCACCAACAAAUACCUUUAUUGAUGAUGAUGGCAGAAGUCAGCUUAUUACCUGCACUAAAUGUUGCGUACAGGUUCAUGCAAGUUGUUAUGGUGUUCCUUCCCAUGAAAUUCAUGAUGGAUGGAUGUGUUCUCGAUGUAGAAUUGGAGUUUGGACAGCAGAAUGCUGCCUUUGCAGUUUAAGAGGAGGGGCACUAAAGCAAACUACUGAUGAUAAGUGGGCACAUGUAAUGUGCGCAAUAGCUGUGCCAGAAGUCAGGUUUGAAAACGUGAUGAAGAGAUCGCAGAUAGACACAAGUAGAAUUCCUCUUGAAAGGUUAAAAUUGAAUUGUAUUUUCUGCAGGCAAAGAGUUAACAAUGUUCCAGGAGCUUGCAUCCAAUGCUCAUAUGGCCGCUGUCCCACGUCCUUCCAUGUCACCUGCGCCCAUGCUGCGGGGGUAGUGAUGGAACCUGAUGACUGGCCCUUUGUAGUGUACAUUACAUGCUUCAGGCACAUGAUCAAUCAAAACAUGAGGAGCAAAACAACAGUGAAGAAGCUAAGCAUUGGACAGACUGUCAUUGCAAAACACAGGAACACGAGAUACUACAGUUGCAAGGUUGCUGAGAUAACGUCUCAAACAUUCUAUGAAGUUGAGUUUGAUGAUGGAUCUAUUAGUAGAGAUACAUUCCCUGAAGAUAUAGUUAACAGAGACUGCCUUAAAUUAGGGCCACCUGCAGAGGGAGAGAAUGUGCAAGUCAAAUGGCCUGAUGGCUUACUUUAUGGAGCAAAAUAUCUUGGACAUAACAUAUUGUUUAUGUAUCGGGUUGAAUUUGAAGAUGGGUCACAGAUUGUUACAAAAAGAGAAGACAUUUACACGUUGGAUGAAGAGCUUCCUAAAAAGAUUAAGUCUCGCUAUUCCAGGGCAUCAGACAUGAAAUUUGAAGAUGCUUUCUAUGGGGAAGAAGUAAUUUGUGGUGAGAGGAAAAGGCAGCGAGUUCUCAAUGUCAAGUUCAAGAAUGAAUAUGUUGAUGACCCAGGAUAUCGUUCAUUUCUGAAGAGUUCAUUCCAAAAAAAAUGCCGCAAAGGACAAUAAGGAAAUGAUUAAACAAAGUACAGUACACCCAGUAAGGGACCUGAUUUGUUACAAAUGUUGCACUGUUAAACAAUUAUGGACAUUCUCACAUAUUGGAUACAAGAACAUAAAAGAUAAGUCGUUUCAGCAGAAGGCAUGGGAUUAAUAGGUUAUAAGCAUGGGUAAUUCUAGUAGUUGCCAGCUCAAAAUUCUUCACCACUAUAGUGGAUGUGAUACUAUGAACAACAAUAUGCUUUCAGGGGAGGGCUGGCUAUGUAUAACUUGGGGUUACAUUUAAGUUGAAUAUGAACCCAAAAUAAAUCACCAUUUCUAAAAUUGUAAAUGGUUCUUAAUACAACACAGCGGUAUGCUAGAUUACCAUCGUAGGGCAUUACGUAUUAAGCCUUGGCUUUUGUUGCAUGAAGUGCCAAGGGUAUUUUUGUUUCAUUUUUAUAAGACCUAGACUCCAUAAUCUCUAGCUGCUCUGAGACAAUCUGUUUACUAAGAACGUACUGCAUAUAGAUGCCCAUAGAGGUGCAGGAAACUUAUUUACAAAAGUAGUGCAAAGCGCUAUGAGAAAUGUGUAAAGCAUAGUAGCCACGAUUUCUGCUUCGUUGCUUUGGUUUACAACAUAUUACAUGGUGCUCUUUGCUUUAAUAAAUACGGCUAUAUAUUUUGUAUGUGGGUUCUAGUUAACAAUUUUUUGCCCGAGAUUCACCCCAUUGGCAUACAGUUGAAUUUCCUGUGAAUCUUAGGUGAAAUUGUUGAUAAAUAGAUCAUAUUGUGUGUGUGUGAGAUAUAAUACAUGCUACGGUGUGUUAAUCCUCGCAGAUAUGGUUUUGAGACCUCAUUUUUCUACAAAUGGGAAAUAAUUGGGAGUCCUAGGCAGUGCUUUCCAGCUCUUUAUCCCCAGGAUGUUGACAUAAGGCUGAACAUGUCUUACACAAAAAAAAAUUGGAACUACUUUAGACACUCAGGGUUGUGCUUUUUCAGGAUAUCCAAGGUAGAUUCUUUGUAUGAAUGCAUUGUCUUACCAGCAUUUAUUAUGAGAAAAUUCCCUCAUUUCAGAGUGGUCAACGGUUCAGAUUAUGAUCAACUUUUUUUUUUUCUUUUUUUUUUUUAUUAAGUUCUGCAUAUGUAAGAUAUCCUUUCAUGUUUAUUUGUUUUGAAGUUGGCCUGUUUCUUAAUGAGUGAGGCAAUUCACCAACAGUGUCCUUUUUGCAGGAGACACUCCAUAUGCAUAAGUUAUUUUUGUAAAGCAAUAAGCAACGCUUUCUCAAGUAUGAAAUUUCUUGACUGAGGUAUGCCUUCUUCCCUCAUAAUUUUACUUCUGGUUUUACAGAUAACUGUUUAGUUAUAUAGCACAAAUGUACAUACGCAUAUUCAAUGGGUGAAUGGAAAUUGGUAAUAAAAUAAUUUAAAGAGUG
This is a messenger RNA of Rana temporaria (common frog), 4827 nucleotides long. RefSeq names its product lysine demethylase 4C (gene KDM4C). Gene Ontology annotation, cellular component: nucleus. Gene Ontology annotation, molecular function: histone H3K9 demethylase activity; histone H3K36 demethylase activity. NCBI's taxonomy places the organism in Eukaryota, Metazoa, Chordata, Amphibia, Anura, Ranidae. The record is from RefSeq and is a predicted model, not a curated record. The transcript is spliced from 22 exons. The coding region runs from base 206 to 3421 and encodes 1071 amino acids. Gene Ontology annotation, biological process: chromatin remodeling.